UGGUACUCGAUCUACCGGGAAGACAGCUUUUAUUUCCCCGUGCAAGAAAACAAGACGACGUGUCCACUCGGGGAGGUGGAAAAGAAAGCGGCGCAGCUCAUCGGGAACUACACGAGGGACCACCCGCUCUUCUUGCAGCUGAAGGACUACUUUUGGGUGAAGACGCCGUCCUUCUACGAGCUGCCCUACGGCACAAAAGGAAGCGAAGACGUCCUCCUGCGCUUGCUGUCCAUCACUCACUACUCCCUGCCCGAGAGCAUCCAGAGCUUGAAGUGCCGGAGGUGCGCGGUGGUGGGCAAUGGCCACCGGCUCCGCAACAGCUCAAUGGGGGAGACCAUCAACACGUACGACGUUGUGAUCAGGUUGAACAACGCCCCGGUCCAUGGCUAUGAGCAGGACGUGGGCUCCAAGACCACCAUGCGCCUCUUCUACCCCGAGUCGGCCCACUUCAACCCCAGGACAGAGAACAACCCCGACACAUUGCUGGUGCUGGUGCCCUUCAAGCCCAUGGACUUCCAGUGGAUGGAGGCCAUCCUCAACGACAAGAAGAGGGUUCGGAAAGGGUUUUGGAAACAGCCCCCGUUGAUCUGGGACGCCGACCCGGAGCAAGUGCGUGUCCUCAACCCAUACUACAUGGAAGUAACUGCUGCUAAACUGCUCAACCUCCCCAUGAAGCAACCACGGAAGGUCAAACAGAAACCCACCACAGGGUUGUUGGCCAUCACCUUGGCGCUACACUUCUGCGACCUGGUGCACAUCGCCGGCUUUGGCUACCCUGAUUCGGCCAACAAGAAGCAGACCAUUCACUACUACGAGCAGAUCACGCUCAAAUCCAUGGCU
This is a messenger RNA of Pelecanus crispus (Dalmatian pelican), 840 nucleotides long. NCBI's taxonomy places the organism in Eukaryota, Metazoa, Chordata, Aves, Pelecaniformes, Pelecanidae. The record is from RefSeq and is a predicted model, not a curated record.